Molecule: messenger RNA, 2193 nt
Organism: Closterium sp. NIES-67
Lineage: Eukaryota; Viridiplantae; Streptophyta; Zygnematophyceae; Desmidiales; Closteriaceae
Source: the annotation of a GenBank genome assembly
ACCGACGUAUCAGCUUCUGUCCCAAGCUUUCGAUGGCUCGCGACGAGGUUCUCGAGGAUGCUUUCAACUCAUCAGGGCUCGUGCUUCUUAGCCCCAUACAUGAAUCAACAUUCGUUCCACUUAUCUCCGUACAACGAGACGACGCCAUUGUACGUACCUUGUGUGGCGGACGUUCAAGAAGUGCGAGACGAGAUUGCGGGGAGGAAUCCUGGCUUCAUAUGCAUAGCAUACACGUCCCGAUGGAUAGUUACUUCUUUCACCAGUUCGCGCUCGGUAGAAACGGCAACGCCAUUACGUAAAUUAGUAAUCACUGCCGUCUACCUAUUCUUAGACAUCACAGGCACAAGCGCAACAGCGGGACGCACGCAACAGCGGGACGCACGCAACUGAAAGUUCUGCUUCGUCGAGUCCUGGGCCGACUUUGCUACAGUGUCACCACCGCUGGUCACUAUGGUGGCGGCCGCUCCCCUCUGUCCCUGCACCGGCGAUCGGCGUGUCGUGGUGUCAAGGGAUUCUGGCAGAGCAGCGGCGGCGGCUCUUCGUUGCUUCGUUCUGCUCCUGCUCUCGGCUGACUCCUUGCGCGUCAUGCGGCCCGUUAGAGCAGGCGACGCUAUCGGAGAGCCUCUGCAGGUGAAGGAAGGAGCAGCAGGGGCAGGAGGCGGAGCAGCGUCAGGCGCGGACAUGGAGGUUGCGGGUGGGGAAGGCGCGGAUGCGAGUGGGCGGAGCAAGCGGGGGGAGUGGACGAGAGAGCCGCUGCCGGCGAUGGCGAAUGUAUUUCCGCACGCUCUUGACAACCCGGAGGAAGUCGGGCCCUACGUGCCCAUCGAAUUCAGGAACGACAAGGAGCGCGUGAGCCUGAAGAGCCAGCCGCUGGGCAUGCACAUCAGCAGCGACGACCAGACGCGCGUGUGGCUCAACUACUUUCAAGGGGAUACACUUGUAGGGCCCAAGCUCAGCUGCAUGGGCAUCCCCUGCCCGCACCUCUUCAAGUGCAAGGACGGGUACCCAGACAUCUGGGCGUGCUGGAAUUCUGAGCUGGUGGAUACAGAGAUGUUCACCACCCGCGCUCCUCUGAACUGCCCGAACCGGGCAGCGGAGGGGGAAAUAGUGGGGGAUGAGGAGGGGGAUUAUGACGCGUCGUGCAGCCACCGGGCGGACCAUGGGCUGCGCAUGCCAUGGGCGCUGCAGAACUUCCAGUUCGCAAAUGUGUACAUCACGCACGAUGGCUUCCUCUUCAAUGCUACCCAUCAGUUUGUGCGCGGUGGCUGCCAUCAAAUCGGCAAGUACACCUUCUCCCCAGCGGCCCCAGUGCACGCGCUGCACGGCGUAUGGAGCUGGGCGUACGUGGUGGGCGGCAACUUCUACCACGUGCUCGUGGAGUCGCUGCCCUGCUUCGUCGUCGCCGCGCGCUUCCUCAAGAACUACAAGCAGUACCCCAUCCUCGCCACCGGCCAUCAGUGGAGGGCGUACGACCGCAUGGGAGCGGCCAUCACGGGCAUUCCGCGUUCCAGCAUGCGGGCCCUUGCCACAUUCCCAGGGGAGGUCUACCAUGCAGCCCGCGUGCACCAGCCCAUGUACCAGCAGUGUGGCACGCCCAGCCGGGCUCUCUGGCACACCAUCCGCUCGCGCCACUUCCUUCGUCCCGACGGGCUGCCUAUCUUCAACCCCGACUGGACCUACCGCGAAUUGCCGCCGCUCUCUGACGCAGAGAUGGCUCUCCUCCCCGCUGACUGGGUGGUGGUGCUGGCCAAGCGCCCGGGCAGGAAGCGCGCCAUCAUCAACUUUGCAGAGCUGGAGAGUGAAGUCAGGAGGAUAUUCCCCGACCGGGUGGUGACGUUCAAUGGCUCCUUGGGCAUACUGGAAGCGCGCGAUCUGUUUCGCCGGACGCGGCUGUACAUAGGCGGUCAUGGAGCAGCGCUAGCAAACAUGGUCUUUAUGCCUGCGCAGGCAACAGUGUUGGAGAUCCGUCCGAAUGCCUGUGCCAACACCUGCUUCCAUCAGCUCUCUUAUGCCUGCGCCAUACGCUACCACUUGGUGUUGAGCGAUGGAACAUGCUUUUCUCCUGUAGAGGCGCAUGUGAACGAAACAGCUGCAGCGCUUGAACGCAUUGCUGCCGAAUUUGCUGAAGGUAUCAAUUUGGUGAAGUGAUAGCCUUGAUUGAUAAACUCGUAUAAAAAAAUAUUUCAUUCCUCA